UUAGGCUUUACAACUAUAUUUUAACCUUUAUUUCAACAUAGACGGAAAAAUAGAAAGUUUAAUACAGUUGGUAUAUUGUGUGAAGAAGGUAUGGAUUGUAGUAAAGAUUAUGAAUGCAAACAAGCCGAACCGAGUGAAUUUAUCGAUGGUAUCGAAUUUGAUGAAAUAGAAAAAUUCUCGCAGACAGAUGUGAUAGAAGCAAUAUCUGAACGAACUGUUGUUUUUGAAGGUGUUCCUCACGAACAAUUUGAGACAGAUAUAAAGAAACUGACAAGGAGAAAUGCUUAUAAGAACCUUAUCAUACUGAGCUUUUCAUUCACGCUUGUUUACACGGCGUUCAACUCAUUUGGAAAUGUUCAGAGUUCCAUCAACAGGGCAGAAGGUAUGGGUACGAUAGGACUAAGUAUUGUCUACUGCUCACAAAUGGUCACAAGCCUCUUCUUUGCUUCGUUCACGACGUCGCGGUUCCGUUACAAGGUUAUCAUUGUUGUUUCCAUGGUUUCGUUUCUUGCCUUCCUUCUCACCGGUUUCUACUCCACCUGGGGAACCAUCGUACCGGGCUCUAUUAUAGUCGGGAUAGGUUCGGCGCAUAUAUGGCCAGCACAGCAGGCUUACAUUACAGAUCUUGCCAAACUAUAUGCCAUCUGCUCAGGAAAUAGUUCUGAUAGUAUUAUAGCAUUGUUUACCGGCAUCUUCUACGCUUUCUUCUACUCGUCCCAGAUAUGGGGAAACCUGUUCUCUUCUCUGGUGUUUCAACGGGAGAUCAGCUUGAAGAACACGUCAGAGACGGUGAUGUGUGGGGCUCGGUUCUGUCCUCUCAUGAACAACACGGUCAUCGUAACCAGACCUCCGCAGUCAGAGAUUAACGUUUAUACUGCAAUCUGCGUUGGAUGCACUGUGAUGGGCAUUCUGGUUAUGAGUUUAUUUUUGCAAGAUGUUCGAUUUACAAAGAAAGGCAAAAAAGAAAUUGUCACACAUAUCAAGAAGGUUGGAGCAUUGUUUGUUAAUUCCGCUGACCAAAGACUGCUCAUAGUUCCGUCCUUGAUUGGUGGUUUAAGUUCUGCAAUUAUUGCCAGUGAUUUUACACUGGCGUUUGUGAGUUGCCCAUUCGGCGUUGGGAGUGUUGGGCUUAUGAUGAUCGCGUUCGGGGUUAGCGUGGCCGGAUUCUCCGCGGGUUUCGGCCGCCUUACCAAGUACACCGGACACUACGGCUUGUUUGUUGUUGGUUUUGUGGCCCAGAUGUGUUUCGCGGCUGUCACCCUUACCUGGGUGCCGUCGGCGGAUACAUACUACGCAGUGUUUCUGGUAGCGGCCAUAUGGGGAGUUUGUACGGCUGUCAACAUGCCGCUAGUUUUGGUUCUGUAUAGCGUGUAUUUUGAAGCCCAGGAUCGCGAUACCGCCCUGUCGGGGUUUCGUAUGCUGAACGGACUGGGAUUGACCUUGGCAUUCGGAUACAGCAGUCGACUUUGUAUGAGAUACAAAAUGAACAUUAACAUGGGAGUUGCCUGCCUUAGUCUGCUAUGUGUUACUAUUCUCAGUGUGAAGCAUAGACAUACCCAGAAAAUAUGUUUGUGCUGUAAAGGCCAAUCAAAAUAAAAGUAAAGAAACAAAAUCUCGGUUUAUUCUUUAUUUUAAUCGAAGCUUAUUUAUAAAUGAUGCUAUUAAAAACGAUGCAUUCAAUAAUGGAUAAUUUAGUAUGAGUUCAAGUUACUAGUAUAAGUUAUAUAUAUAAGGUAUGAACCCAAAAUGUUAUAGAAAAAAACAUGAACA
Molecule: messenger RNA, 1770 nt
Organism: Mya arenaria
Lineage: Eukaryota; Metazoa; Mollusca; Bivalvia; Myida; Myidae
Product: protein unc-93 homolog A-like
Exons: 8
Coding region: 91-1596 (501 amino acids)
Biological process (GO): transmembrane transport
Molecular function (GO): transmembrane transporter activity
Source: RefSeq, a predicted model, not a curated record